CUAACCGUGGAUAUAAUAGUUUGGUCAUCCAAGCUGAUCUGAGACAACCCUAUUAAACAGUCCUUAAGAUGGCAGCCUCCGUCAGACAUUUACUGAAACCUUGGACACCGAGUCUGUGUUUGGUGAGAUGGAGUCGGUAUAAUCCAUACUAUCUGGAUCCUGAUCCCAGUAAAGAUGCUGUUGUCCCAGAAUCAGAGCUCAGUCCUGAAGAUAAAGAGCUGCAGGAACUGAAAACUGUGAGUCCGAUCAAAGCAGCUCUGUCCAGCGACACCAGCUCUGCUUUCAGUGACCCUCUGAUCAGCAAGUUCAUUAACAUGAUGAUGGAAGAUGGAAACAAAAUCCUUGCUAGAGGAAUCAUGACACAGACGCUAGAGACCAUAAAGAGAAAACAGGUGGAGAAAUACCACAAAUCUCCAGCAGCUAAGAGAGAAGAGAUCGAGUGUAAUCCAUACACCGUCUUCCAGCAGGCUCUAGAGAACUGCAAACCCAUCAUUGGACUGGCCAGUGUCCAGAAAGGAGGCAAAUCUUAUCAGGUGCCCGUUCCUCUCACAGAUAAUCGACGGCGUUUUCUGGCCAUGAAGUGGCUGAUCACAGAAUGCAGAGACAACAAGCACCGUCGCACACACAUGUACGAGAAACUCUCGCAGGAGCUGCUGGCUGCAUUCGCUAACGAGGGAAAUGUAGUGAAACGCAAACACGACCUUCACAAGAUGGCCGAAGCCAACAGGGCAUACGCACACUACCGCUGGUGGUAGAGCGAGGACGUCUGCGCUCCUAGUUCACCCACAGACGUGACAGCAUCAGGCGUUUGGGAUGGAUGGGCAUCUCAAAAAAGGACAUGACAAAGUAUCUUAUCUCGUCUUCAUGUGAAAGUAAAUAAAGCUAUCAAAAGUCACAUUUC
Carassius auratus (goldfish) is the source of this 901-nucleotide messenger RNA. RefSeq names its product 28S ribosomal protein S7, mitochondrial. Gene Ontology annotation, biological process: translation. The record is from RefSeq and is a predicted model, not a curated record. Bases 69 to 755 code for a protein of 228 amino acids. NCBI's taxonomy places the organism in Eukaryota, Metazoa, Chordata, Actinopteri, Cypriniformes, Cyprinidae. The transcript has 5 exons.